CUCACCACGCCCCCUCGCUGGUACCACAUCGCGCUCUGCUGCGCGUUCUGCGCAGACUAGACGAAGCAGCGGAAGAGAGCGGACCUCCCUCUCUCUCUACACAAACACACACACGCACACACCGAAGCCGUGCUUGUUUUCAACCUGAUUCGACUGCUCCUCUCGGACUUCACCGUCUCCACGGCAACAGCCCGUCCCGCCAUGGACCUGUUGGACCACGGCCUGUUCGGCGCGCGCUCGCCCUACAACUACACCUUCAACUUCUGGAAUGACUACCUGGGCCUGUCCACCAUCGUGGCGAAGAACAAGCUCCACCCGCCUUCCCUGAGCGCCAACUCCAUCACUGAGUCCCUGAAGGCCACGCUGGGUCUGGACGACUCGCCGCUCUGCGCGUGCGUAACCGGGCACGGUGGCGGAGGAGACGCGCAAGCGGACAGUUGCUGCUGCCGCUGCUGCUGCUCCGGUGCACCGUCCGGCUCCAGCCCUCCACCUCUCUCCAUCUUCGACCUAAAGGAGCGCCUUUCGCUGCUCCGGCCCUACGGACGCCUCCUCUCCCCGGGCGACGCCCCCCCGCAGGCGGAGGAGCGCGAGGCGACGUACAGAGGGAGCUUUGGUGCCAUGGAUCUCCACAUGGGGCUCGCGCUGGACCGCCGGCGCAACAAGCAGCAGCCGCACGUGCACAGCGGAAGCGGCGGCGGCGGCAGGAGCGGCAAGCCCGAGCCCAAGGUGUGCGUGUUCUGCCGUAACAACGGCGCGCCGGAGGAGGUGUACGGCUCUCACAUCCUGAAGACUGCGGACGGCAGGGUUCUCUGCCCCAUCCUGCGCGCGUACACCUGCCCGCUGUGCAGCGCCAACGGGGACCACGCGCACACCAUCAAGUACUGCCCGCUGUCGCGAGACCACCCGAGCCAGCGCGCGGCGAAGGGGGCGAGAACGGUCCAUCACAAGAGGCUCGCGAUAUUCUAGACGGGGGGGGGGGGGGGGGGAAUGAAUGAAGGAGAAGUUGGUUUUAUUCGGAAUUUGAACGCUUGUUCGACGUCACGUAGGCCUACCAUCUGGUUUAUCGGAUGCACACGACAAGUCGGGUGAAGUAGGCCUCUAUUAAAGGCUGUUAAACUCGAGUCUACUUUAUUUUCUGUUCCUUUUUUUUUUUUCACACUUUAUGACACGUCGUAUAGCCUGGUUCACACGUGAAGCGUCAAUUUUUGCGCUUAACUCGUUAACAAGUUCAACGGGCGCGUCACGUUUGGAUCACGCGAAAGGACCAAAGCACUGUUCCCACCGACGACUGAAUGAGCGCGCGCUCCGAUUCGCUUGUGCGCUUGUCAAGUGCCCGCGCGCACGGCCGUGCAUGUAAACACGGGACUUUCACCACAGAUUGUAUAUGCAGCUUGUUUUAUAUGGAUGCUACGACUCCAUGAAUGAAAUACUACUUCUUUAUAUUGAGCACAAUUUUUGCGAAAUAUUUUUUUCUACCAAAGUACAUUUUUGUAUUCAAACUUAGCUUGACAGUUAGCCGUAUUGUUUAUAUUUUAUGUAUAUUUUAGCGUGAUCUCUCGGCUAGCUUUUCAGAGAAUGUUUCCAAAUGUUAUAGAAAAUGUUAUAUUCGUUAUAUUCGUAGGGCCACAAUUACAGAGAAUUGUCUGAACUCUGUCUUCUUAAAACUUAGGCCUGAAUGUUUUAGUGAAACACUUUGUUACAGACAGACUGAUUUUUUUCAGUACUUAAGAUUCAUCAUAUGUAUAUUUGAAAUUAUUGUAAAUGCAAUGUGAAUGAUUUUAGUUGUGACGUAGACGCCUGACAUUCCAAAGCCUUGAACAUAAAAUGCAAGUUUUAUGUACAUUUUGAUUGUAAAUCAGUGAGGGGUACGUUUGCUGUAUGCUACAUUUACACAUUGUAACGCCCAUGAUUGAUUUUUCUUUGAAUAUGGGAACUACCUUUUUAAUAAAGUCAAACUAAUUUGA
Molecule: messenger RNA, 1964 nt
Organism: Gadus morhua (Atlantic cod)
Lineage: Eukaryota; Metazoa; Chordata; Actinopteri; Gadiformes; Gadidae
Gene: nanos1
Product: nanos homolog 1
Exons: 1
Coding region: 202-966 (254 amino acids)
Molecular function (GO): RNA binding; zinc ion binding
Source: RefSeq, a predicted model, not a curated record